AUGUGUGUGUUUUUCCCCACAAGGUCCAAAACUGUCGCUAGACUUGUGUACUGCAAAACGAAAAACAAGUCCACAGCCAUUUCCCCCCUCACCGAGGGUCAGAUGAAGAAGGCGGAAGGCUUCGCGCUCGGGUGUCUCGAGCAGCACAAGAGCCUCAACAAGGAACAUCUGCUGCUGCUGAAGGACGGUGACUUCUCGAAGGUGGACGCCGAGACGAAGUGUUUCCUGCGCUGCUUCCUGCAGGAGGCCAAGUUUAUGGACGCCUCCGGCAAGCUGCUGAGCGACUACGCCAUCGAGCGGCUUUCGCUGAGCCGGGAAAAGUCCAAAGUGGAGGAGCUGGUGAAGAAGUGCAGCGUCGCGGAGGGCGAGGAUAGUUGCGAGACGGCGUUCAAGGCGGUCGAGUGCUACCACCGGGAGAAGGCAUCGCUCCUGUGA
This is a messenger RNA of Anopheles coustani, 435 nucleotides long. RefSeq names its product general odorant-binding protein 56d-like. Lineage: Eukaryota; Metazoa; Arthropoda; Insecta; Diptera; Culicidae. The coding region runs from base 1 to 435 and encodes 144 amino acids. The transcript has 3 exons. Gene Ontology annotation, biological process: sensory perception of smell. The record is from RefSeq and is a predicted model, not a curated record. Gene Ontology annotation, molecular function: odorant binding.